GCGGUGAUUUGAAAAAGACCAAUGUUCAAGACUGAACAGGCUCAUUUCCCCCCAUGUUAAGCAUUCAAUUCGCUUCAUUCCCCACUGUUUCUGCAUACUCUAAAAAACCAAAGUGCAAUAACUCUCUCAUUUACUCUUACCUUUACACAUUGCACUGUACUACUUCACCUUCUCCAUGACUCAUCCUCACUAAAUCAUUAAAAUACUUCUCCUUAAUAUAUACUCUAACAUGGGCUAAAAUGAGUUCUUGCGGUUCUUGAACAAAUAUUUCAAAUGGGUUGAGUUUUAUUUCUUUUCUUGAAAAGGGCGUGAAGAAAACUUUAAAAAAAUUCAAAUCUUUUCUUUUUUUGUCAGUUGUAUUUGUCGUUGCAGUAUGAAGGCUUUUGAGUUCACUGUUCUGUUUUUGGUGAUGGGGAUUACAGCUUUUGUGACCUUUAGUUGCUUCAGCACUGGAGGAAUGUCCUUCAAAUGGCAAAAUAACGAUAUGCCGAUGACCAUAAAGAGCAGAAAGCUGCAGGACAAUGGCUACGGUUCAAGCACCAAUGGGGGCGACUCAAGCAACUUAGGUCUGGAAGAUUAUCGUCCCAUAGAUCCAGUUCCUAGCUGGAAAGCUUCUAUAAGACCAGGGCCUAUCGAGCAUGGUACUCCUCUUAUGCCUUAUAUUCCCAAGCCUUCACCUCCCCCUAUUAGCACCAAUGAUGGGCUCCCAUAAGCUCAUCUUUAGUCCACUUCCACUGCUUUUCUGAAAGUUGGGCAAAUGUAGUUUUUUCCCCUAAUAGUUGGACGAAUGUACGUAGUAGCUUCAGAAAAGCCAUGUCUCAACGAAUUUUGUGUUUUUCCUGUAAAUUUUUUGUCGAAACACUGUAUUACCAUGGCAUGUAACUUAUAGUACGCCUCUAGGCGAUACUCGCACAAGUAAUCAGUUAUUUAUGUAGUUGAAUUACAUAACUGAUAAUUCUUCGCCAGAUGUUGCAAGAGCAGGAGUAAUUGUUAAACCACUCCUUGCCUCUAUUUAAUCGCGCAGUUAUAUGUAAUUGAAGGAGCUGCCUAUUACAGUA
Messenger RNA from Lycium barbarum (goji berry), 1058 nucleotides. RefSeq lists its product as uncharacterized. The transcript has 3 exons. Bases 374 to 712 code for a protein of 112 amino acids. Lineage: Eukaryota; Viridiplantae; Streptophyta; Magnoliopsida; Solanales; Solanaceae. The record is from RefSeq and is a predicted model, not a curated record.